This is a messenger RNA of Puccinia graminis f. sp. tritici CRL 75-36-700-3, 1733 nucleotides long. RefSeq lists its product as uncharacterized. The transcript has 8 exons. The record is from RefSeq and is a predicted model, not a curated record. Bases 425 to 1405 code for a protein of 326 amino acids. NCBI's taxonomy places the organism in Eukaryota, Fungi, Basidiomycota, Pucciniomycetes, Pucciniales, Pucciniaceae.
CACAAAUCUCACCCCUCCCCGGGGGCCGCGGGGUCUUGAACAGCCUGUGAAAGCCCCUCCGAAGUCAUCUGUGACAUGGACGCGAUCGGACGAAUUUUGCCGAAGAAAGUUUGUGACGCGUCUGCCGCCGGGUGCUGACAAUCCACUUCGCCCUCCGGCCCAUCCGGGUAUGUAAAGAAUUCUUUGCAAGCAUACAUACAUAUCCCCGUCGGACGAAGACAGAAGGAAACCAAACAAAAAAAAAAAAAACCCGCAGCUUCAGAAAAGACACCCCCCCCCGAUUCUUGCCGAGAUCGUUUCUUUUCUUCGGGAGGAUAAUUACAUACCCUCGCCAUUCAGGACUCGGAUACGACUACAUAAAGACUUGGGCGUUAGAUAGGUCGGAGUUACCAGGCUCGAUACUGUCCACGAGAAUAUACCGUCAAUGGUCGGACAUAUGAGUUCGCAUCAUGUGCUGGAGCGGCGCCAGCAAUGGGACACACCGAUGGGCGGAAUGACCAGUGCUAUCGGUACCUAUGCGAUCCAUUCUCGGUUUCUGGGCGUCAAUCCAACGGUGCCUCAUGAUCUGAUUGCCUCGAUGCUUUUCUGUCUGAUCUUUGCCGGCCUAAUCGGCGGAUGCGUCUUCCUUGGCCGGAACCCAUUCCUUCGAACGAUCUCCAUGUACACCCUCUUCUUGGCCUCCUUGUUCCUCUUCUUGGCGUUCGCUAUUCGCGCCGGGAUCUCUAACUCCUCGGACCCGAAAAAAUCGAGCUUCAUUGCCGAAUCUCUGUUCUUGAUCUUCGCUCAGUUUUGCAUUUUGGAUGUAUGGAUGAUGCGUAUGCGAGACGAGUUGAUAGACUAUUAUGACGACUCCUACAGACUCGACCUACGUGGCCCGGCCAGCCUGAAAGCCAUCAUGAAUUCGGUGAAGAAGAGUGCGGAGACGCGAUGUGUCUUAGUGACCAGAGUGGUGAUCAUCCCACUCUGUGUGAUCCUGUAUAUCGUCGGCUACUCCACUUUGCCCGAUCCCGAUGACCCAGCAAUCGUCGGACGUCAUGGUUCCACCCGAGAAGUCGCAAGUUUUAUGGUGUUUAUUGUGCUUUGCACAAUGCAAGCAAUGACUCUGAAGCAUGCCUGUUUUAAUCUACCGCCUUGGCUACCAUACUUGAUCUUCUUCGGAAUAGCACUCUUACUAUGGCUGCCCGCAAUAUAUGCGUUUUGUCUUCUGGCUGUAGCACCUGAUAGCUCAUCAUUUGUCAGAUCGAAGACAUUCUUUUAUGUUAGUUUUGGCUUUGCACAAGCGGUAGCGAUCGGCGGAUUGAUAGCGAUGCAUCGACAGAAGCGGAUAUGGGAGUACGAAGUCGGCCAAGAAUCGGCCCCUGAAGAGGGCAAAGAACCUCCUGAUCAGGUCGAGGUGGUCGAGUAAAUCUCAGAAUCGUCACCUCUCGCUUCUCCAGUGGCACAAAACUUCUUCUAAAUCAUCAACUUCUCACUUUUUUUUCGCAUCUAUCUAAACGAACAAUACUCUGCAAGAUUCUUCCAUCAUGACCACUACGACAACAUGCUUUUUGAUACACAUCUCGAAUACAUAUAUAUAUUUAUAAAGAUCAUACGACUAUCAACGUAGGUUCCUCUGAAUUUCUUCUUUUAUAUGUACCAAUCUGUUGUUGUUUUUCCUUCUUUCGUAUUCAUACAAAAAAGUGGAACCAAAAGCGCAAUAUGCGCUUCCGCAAGCAAUAUUAUAACAAUAACAC